AUGGAUUUCGAACUGCCCUUGCGCCCGCAGUUGCCACAUAAUUCAAGCUCGAAUGAUCCACGGUUUCUGCGUGAUCUGGGCUUGCUUGAUCUGCUGGAGAACGAUCCUCGGCCAACAUUCGUAUUAGAUAACACGAGCGCACGGAACUCGGUCCUUGAACUCUAUCUUGUCUUCUGCAACACUGCGCUGGUAACCGCGGGGUCAGGAGUAUUGCAGAGCGCCAUUAGCGGGAGCCAUAACAAUCAUAAGAUUCCGGGAGAAGACGCUGCAUCUGUCUCGCAUUUCCGGAACUGGUCCUACCAGCAACCCUCAAUUCCGAACAAAUCUUUGCCUUUCUGUGGCUACAGUUGGACAAAAUGUCUGAUCGCCCAGCGUUUGGUGGUUGUGAGCGGUCAACUCAUCAAACCUGAUGGAGGUCUGAAGGCAAAUGGGGGGUCUCUUUCCAAGAAGAUCUCAAGGUCAAACUUCGCGACAUUCGAUUGGACAGACGAUCCUCCUCCUAUGAAGUUAUCUGCACAUGUUACCUGGGCACGAAGUAUUAACUGGGCGAAUACACCACUAGGCCCAAUGAAAGAAUGGCCUCCGCAACUUCGCAGCAAUGCCAGCCUCAUCAUGAUGGACUCACGGCCGGCCGUUGGAUUCUAUGGACCUGAACUCAUAAUGAUUUACAACGAGUCUUACAUCGAACUUCUUGGUGGCCUGCACCCAUGCAUGGGUCAUAGUGCUCGAAAAGCCUUGGCUCAAGUUUGGAGCGAAUAUUUCGAGCCGAUCAUCGAGCGGAACCUGGCUGGCGAGACAGUCGACAAUUCCCAGACUGAAAUCCCCCUAGUGCGCAACGGCUACCUGGAAGAGACAUACUUCUCUACCCGCUUUAUACCAAUCUUCGAUUCUCAAGGGGCUACAAUCGGCCAUUACGAACCAGUCGUCGAAACGACUAAAGAAGUUCUUCUGGAGAGACGUUCGGGAACACUCAUGGAAUUGAGCCAGGAACUGCCUCGAGCCCGCAAGUCGAACGCCUAUUGGGACCAUGCUGUCCAAGUGAUCUCUCGUAACAGCAAAGAUGUCCCAUCUGCUUUAUUCUAUUCCACAGAGACAGGCGGCAGUAGCCAGGACUCGACUGGUACAGAUGGAACGGCUGACAGCCAGUAUCAGUGUAAACUUCGACGAUUCAUUGGAUCAGUCGAGAACCCAUUCGCCAGCAUUGACAGACUUGAUCUACGGAAGUCUCAUGGCACAAUCAAACUUUUCAAAAGGGCUAUCAUUGCUGACCAACCCGUCACCGUAGAUCUUCUUCAAGAUCCCGACGCACAAGACUUGGCAAAAGCACUUCAGCCGCAAGGCUCCAGCGAUGUAUGCAAACUCGCGGUUAUAUGUCUUUUGCAUCCACCGUCUUCCAAAGAAACUAUACUUGGUUUCAUGGUUCUUGGCUUAAGUCCUCGACGACCGUACGACAAAGCCUACUCACAAUUUGUGUAUGAAGCAGCUCGUUUAGUGUCCGCUCCGUUAGCAUCACUGAUAUUACAUGAAAAGGAUAUUGGACGGCGAGAAAAGGCCAUUACUACUGCCGAGCUCAUCAAGACCGAGCUCAAACAACAACUAGCAGAAUCUCAGCUGGAGGCGGACCGUGGUCAUACGAGGUUUCAGCGUUUCGCGGAGCGAAGCAAUGUUGGUAUCUUCACCAUCGACAUGAAAAUGCAAGGCACCUACUCUUACCGUAAUGAGGCCUGGUUCGAUAUUUGUGGAACACAGGACCAGAGUCUUGCCCUCGGCGACGUAUGGGCCGCCAUUGUUGAUGAUGAGUUCAUCGCUGUCGGCAAGAACAAGUUCGGCGCGCUUGCAACGACAAAAGAACCCCAAUCCUUCGAAUUGCGUCUCAAAAGUACUUGGCGCAUGCCUGCAAACGACGUGAACGACUCAAUAUCUGAGGAACGACACAAAUGGGUCCUCUGUUCGAUCUUCCCGGAACAAUCGCUCGACGGUGAGAUCGUUGAGAUUAUCGGCUGUAUAACAGAUAUAUCCCAACAAAAAUGGGGCGAGCAAAUGCAAGCAGCUCAAGCAACUCGAGCAAAGGAAUCAAAAAGACAGCUGGAGAGCUUCAUCGAUACUACAUCGCACGAGAUGCGAAAUCCUCUGUCCGCGAUCGUCCAGUGCGCGGACAGUAUCAUAUCUGCACACAAGGCUUUCGAACAAUCAACAUGUUGCGACGAGAACUACCAAAAGACACUGCUUUCGACGGUAGAUUCCGCCGAGACAAUUGUCCAAUGUUCCAAGCACAUGAAGACCAUAGUAGAUGAUGUCUUGACUAUCUCCAAACUAGACUCGGGUCUCUUUGCGAUGACCCCAAUCGACGUAGAGCUCGAGUCAACUGCACGGGACGCGGUCAAGAUGUUUGAGGGCGAAGCCAAGGCAGCCGGUGUAAACCUGCAGUUCCACAUUGAUGAUUCUUGCAGGCAACACGGCAUUGCUAACGUAUCGCUUGACCCCACUCGAGUGCUGCAGAUUCUCAUCAAUCUGCUCACCAAUGCUAUCAAGUUCACACGGCUGGAGGUUAAGAGGGAGAUUGUGGUUAUCUUGAGUGUAUCGCUUGAGCGGCCCACACACAACGCCGACGAUCGGGUGGCAUACAUACCGAGGUCUGAAGGUCAUGAGGCUAAGACAUUACUGGCGGACUGGGAGCAGGGCGAGAGUGUUUUCGUACGAUUUUCUGUUCAAGACACUGGAACUGGCAUGACCGAUGCGCAGCAUCACCUCCUCUUCACACGCUUCUCGCAAGGAUCACCAAGAACACACAUCGACUACGGAGGCUCGGGCCUCGGGCUCUUCAUCUCACGGCGACUAACCGAAAUGCACGGCGGCGCCAUCGGCUUCACAUCCAAAAAAGGAGUCGGCAGCACUUUUUCCUUCUACGUCCAAAGCCGCAGGAGCGAUUCAACAGUGCGCAGGCGAGAGAGCGUUGACUCCAACUCAGCCACAGUCAACACAGGCAUCCAAGCCCACAAGACGCUUAUGCGCAGCAAAUCCUACAAUGAGACUACGCCACACCCAUCGCGUACGAGCUCGCAAGAUAAGGAUGUGCCUGAUAGCGAUCUUCAUAUUCUUAUUGUUGAGGAUAAUCUGGUCAAUCAGCGGGUUCUGGCGAAGCAAUUGCGCAACGUCGGCAUGAAUGUCGCAGUCGCCAAUCACGGAGGAGAAGCAUUGGAGUACUUGAAAGGAACCAAAUACUGCAAAGCCGACGGUUUCGGCAACGAGCUGACGCUGAUUUUGAUGGAUUGGGAGAUGCCUGUGAUGAACGGGUUGGAAUGCGUGGCAAACAUCCGGAAGAUGCAGGGAGAGGGUGUCUUGAACGGUUAUGUCCCUGUCAUUGCAGUGACGGCGAAUGUCAGGUCUGAGCAGGUGGAGACAGCGUUGCAAGCUGGCAUGGACAAUGUCAUAUCGAAGCCGUUUAGGAUACCGGAGCUGUGCGCUUGUAUACAGAAGACGUUGCGCAAUACAGCGCCGGCUGAGGGCACGAAGUUGGGAUGA
This is a messenger RNA of Alternaria atra, 3522 nucleotides long. RefSeq lists its product as uncharacterized. Bases 1 to 3522 code for a protein of 1173 amino acids. The record is from RefSeq and is a predicted model, not a curated record. Gene Ontology annotation, molecular function: phosphorelay sensor kinase activity. Gene Ontology annotation, biological process: phosphorylation; phosphorelay signal transduction system. Lineage: Eukaryota; Fungi; Ascomycota; Dothideomycetes; Pleosporales; Pleosporaceae. The transcript has 7 exons.